Aspergillus nidulans FGSC A4 is the source of this 2021-nucleotide messenger RNA. Its product is annotated as splicing factor u2af large subunit. Bases 172 to 1815 code for a protein of 547 amino acids. NCBI's taxonomy places the organism in Eukaryota, Fungi, Ascomycota, Eurotiomycetes, Eurotiales, Aspergillaceae. Gene Ontology annotation, biological process: mRNA cis splicing, via spliceosome; spliceosomal complex assembly; mRNA splicing, via spliceosome. Gene Ontology annotation, molecular function: nucleic acid binding; RNA binding. The transcript has 7 exons. Gene Ontology annotation, cellular component: U2 snRNP; commitment complex; U2AF complex. The record is from RefSeq and is a predicted model, not a curated record.
GAUUAUUCGCCGACUUCUGGACCUUAAUUUUCGAGUUAUACCCAUUGUUUUCAGAGUAUAUUUCUUUUCUGCAGUUCCGCAGGUCUCUCGGUAGCAUUUCGACCGCGGCAUUGCCACCCGAAACGACAAAGUUCGAAAGGAGCUCAGAAGUGAAAUCGUGCUCGUUUCAGGAUGAACGGCGAUACUUAUUCCUCUAGAGGUGCAGAUUCUGGUCGCCCAAGGGACCACUACCGCGACGAGAGACGCGAACGUGGAGAUAGAGGGGAGAGAAGACGGUCAAGAUCGCCACAUUACGGUUCCAGAAGCUCUCGGCGCGAAGCCGAAGCUGAUUCAUACUCCUCUAGUCGUGACUACCGCGCAAGGGAACGGGAGGAUCGCUACUCGAGCCGUAGGGAUGAUCGGGAUUAUGACCGGGAGCGAGGCGAUCGCCGACGCAGAGACUACGAUGAUCGGCCAUCGCGUCGCGAGAGAGAUAGAGAUUUAUUCGAGGAUCGGCCUAGGAGAGAUCGCGGCGACCGGGAGCGCGGAGGAGACAGGAGAGAUCGAAAGAGGAGCCCCUCUCCUUCACGUAAAAGGGAGCCGACGCCCGACUUGACCGAUGUGCCGUCCGUGUUAACGCGCAAGCGGCGCCUGACACAGUGGGACAUCAAGCCUCCUGGAUACGAGAAUGUCACCGCGGAGCAGGCAAAGCUAUCAGCUGACGAUUUAGGCAUGUUUCCCCUUCCCGGGGCUCCUCGACAGCAGCCGAUGGACCCCAGCCGCCUUCAGGCUUUCAUGAACCAGUCGGGCGGUGGCUCUGCAGAUACCUCGGCGCUUAAGCCGUCCAAUUCUCGACAGGCGAAACGUCUGUUCGUGUACAACCUGCCGCCGAACGCGACUGUAGAAAACUUGGUUUCUUUCUUCAACCUUCAACUCAACGGUUUGAAUGUUAUCCAAAGCGUGGACCCAUGUAUCUCAGCCCAGAUCUCCGACGACCACUCUUUUGCACUGCUGGAGUUCAAGUCACCCAAUGAUACCACAGUGGCGCUUGCUUUGGAUGGCAUAACUAUGGGAGAGCAUGAGAGUAACGGGGAAAAUGGUGCAGCUAAGGGAUUGGAAGUGCGACGACCCAAGGACUACAUUGUCCCCAACCUCGCUGAGCAGGAUCUGGAAGGAGCGUCUGGCAUGAAGGAUGUUCCAGACUCACCCAACAAGAUCUGUGUCUCAAAUAUUCCGCAAUACAUUCCAGAAGAGCCGGUAACAAUGCUGCUGAAGUCCUUCGGCGAGCUCAAGUCUUUUGUUCUGGUGAAAGACUCUUCGACGGAGGAAUCUCGGGGAAUUGCUUUCUGCGAGUACGCUGAUCCUAACACUACUACCAUCGCCGUCCAAGGUCUCAACGGCAUGGAGUUGGGAGACCGGCACCUCAAGGUUGUCCGGGCUAGUAUCGGAAUGACUCAGGCAGCUGGGUUGGACAUGGGGGUCAAUGCGAUGUCAAUGUUCGCCAAAACCACGUCUCAGGAUCUGGAGAGCAGCCGUGUGUUGCAGCUGUUGAACAUGGUGACUCCGGAGGAACUCAUGGACAACGAGGAUUACGAGGAAAUCUGCGACGAUGUACGCGACGAGUGUUCCAAGUUCGGCCGUGUUCUUGAACUAAAGAUCCCACGCCCGACCGGCGGCAGCCGACAGUCUCCAGGCGUGGGCAAGAUCUUUGUCAAGUUUGAAACCAUUGAAGCGACAACAGCGGCAUUGAAAUCGCUCGCGGGCAGGAAGUUUUCCGACCGGACAGUCGUCACGACUUACUUCUCCGAGGAAAACUUUGACGUCAAUGCCUGGUAGUUCGCCAUAUUGAAACGUCUUAUAUCUUGCUCAUCCCACGAUGUUUCUAUCUAUCCUUUAUAUCUGAGAUUCCCGGGAGAUCAACAGGGCCAGGCUUCUCCUUGAAUUAAUGAUGUAUCAUAGCGAUCAAUGCAAAGAUCCAACCUCUUUCUGGUUUGUCCUAGUGUCCCAGUAGUCAAUUCUGCGGUCUGGCAUUGAUGAUCAAA